This is a messenger RNA of Thermothielavioides terrestris NRRL 8126, 684 nucleotides long. RefSeq lists its product as uncharacterized. The transcript is spliced from 7 exons. Bases 1 to 684 code for a protein of 227 amino acids. Lineage: Eukaryota; Fungi; Ascomycota; Sordariomycetes; Sordariales; Chaetomiaceae. The record is from RefSeq and is a predicted model, not a curated record.
AUGGUAGAAGCAAUUAUAUCAAAGUUGUUCUCAAGCCUAGGCUUCCGGCUUAUCAACGCAACGCCUGAAGAGCGCUCUACUAGCGAGGUAGAGUCGCCCGCCGACGACGCGCCCACAGCUCCUACGGAGCGUACGUCUAGCGCGGCGGCUACGCCCACCAACGACGACAAGAAGGAGGAGAAGAAGGAGGAGGACGAGGACGAAGAGAUAGAGGAAUCCGAGCCUCCGACUCCGUACAAAGGCAGCUUCGGCCAUAAGAGAAGGGCGUCUAGUGACCUUGACUCGACGCCUAAGAAGAGAGUCCCUACGGGCGUUGCCCAUAUUAUUCUCUACCGCCAUUGUAUAGCCAAGUUUUUCGACAGUGGUUCCGGUUCGCGCUAUAUCGAAUUUUAUAGCUUUAUCGAAGCCUUCGACAAGAGGGACCACCCUACCACCGAUAAAAAGGGCGUCGUCGAUACGCUUACGGUGGCCCGCGAGGCCAUUAGCGGUACCCCAGUCGCCCCUACCGCCUACUCCGAGAACUUCUUAGAGCAGUGGGGGGAGGUGCAGAAGGCGGAGGGCGUGCUAAAGAGGCGCCUUCGGCGCUUCGUCGACGCGCCUACGCCGCUCCUACCUCCUCCCCCUCCUCCUAGCACUACGCUAGAAGAGGUAGUAGAGAGGCUAGCCAAGCUGGAGGAGCAGUAG